CCUUGACUCAACGCGAUAAAGCACAUUCAUCCGCAACAACGCAUUCAGCAUGCUCGGUGACCAGGAUUCCGCCCCAGCUCCUGCUACCAUUCAGCCAGUGCAGCCCGUGGAGCAGCGAAAGUUCGAGCGUGAAAUGCACAUUCAAUACUUUAAACGCAAUCUACAGAUGCUACCAGAGCCAUAUACAUCCAAUGACACCCACCGGAUGACCCUGGCCAUGUUCACGUUAGGGGGCCUUGAGUUGCUGGGCGUUUUAGAAGAAACCGUGUCAGAGGACAACCGCAAGGACUGGAUCGAAUGGAUUUACUCACAGCAACGUGUCCCUGCUAGCGAUGGAUCUUCACAUUCGCACGAUGCACUUUACGGAUUCGGAGGCGGUCCUUUCUCGGGCCUCCCAUUUCAGCAACACAGCGAAGGAAUCGAGAACCUGGGCUGCGAAUGUGGACCCAACACUACGGUCCAUGAUACAGCCCAUACCACCAUGACUUACACUGCGCUCGCCAUGCUGGUGCUUCUCGGCGACGACUUGUCCAGGGUAGCCAAGGAACCAAUCCUCAGGUCACUAAGGAAACUUCAACAACCCGACGGCUGCUUCAUCCCGUGCAUCACCGAUUACGAACAGGAUAUGCGAUUUGUCUACUGUGCGGCCGCCAUCUCCUAUUUUUUGAACGACUGGUCCGGCUUCAAUCGUUCAACAGCACUUCAUUUCAUCCGAUCUUGUCAAGGCUACGACCAUGGAAUCUCGCAGAAUUUGCAUCAAGAAUCUCACGGAGGAUCGAUAUACUGUGGUAUUGCGACACUGGGGCUCAUGGGUGAGGAGGCCCUGCAGGAUCAAAAGACAAUGACUCGGGAUGUGCAGGGCCGAGAGGACGAAGUAGCGUUCGAAGAGCGCAAGUCGCGUGCAGGAUUUGUCGACCUAGAGGGAACACGAAGAUGGUGUCUCCAGCGGCAGACGACUGGAUUCCAGGGCCGAGUGAACAAGCCCACAGACACAUGCUAUUCGUUUUGGAUAGGCGGGGCCUUGAAGACGAUCGGGAGCUUUGAGCUUGUAGAUUUCGACUGCAACCGCGGGUUUUUGAUGGAGACACAACAUAAAUUUUUUGGUGGAUUCGGAAAGUGGGUCGGCACCUAUCCUGAUGCGAUGCAUUCAUACAUGGGUAUCGCCUCGCUCGCGCUUAUGGGCGAACCAGGUAUUCGACCACUAGAUCCGCUUUUGAACAUCUCUGAGCGCAUGAAGGAGCGCUUGCAUACACAGACAGUAUUUUGGAAAGAUGCAGCUUGAGAGUCAAGACGCCAUCUCCUUUAAACUAUAGGCGUGAUAUUGAAUGUGAGAGUGAUCCGGAGACGCUGCAUUCUGUACACGUAUUUACCCUUCAGAACAUCUUUAUAGGCAAU
Molecule: messenger RNA, 1395 nt
Organism: Gamsiella multidivaricata
Lineage: Eukaryota; Fungi; Mortierellomycota; Mortierellomycetes; Mortierellales; Mortierellaceae
Product: terpenoid cyclases/protein prenyltransferase alpha-alpha toroid
Exons: 4
Coding region: 50-1282 (410 amino acids)
Biological process (GO): protein geranylgeranylation
Cellular component (GO): CAAX-protein geranylgeranyltransferase complex
Molecular function (GO): CAAX-protein geranylgeranyltransferase activity
Source: RefSeq, a predicted model, not a curated record